Cyprinodon variegatus (sheepshead minnow) is the source of this 2683-nucleotide messenger RNA. RefSeq names its product E2F transcription factor 7 (gene e2f7). Gene Ontology annotation, cellular component: RNA polymerase II transcription regulator complex. Gene Ontology annotation, molecular function: RNA polymerase II cis-regulatory region sequence-specific DNA binding; DNA-binding transcription factor activity, RNA polymerase II-specific. Lineage: Eukaryota; Metazoa; Chordata; Actinopteri; Cyprinodontiformes; Cyprinodontidae. Gene Ontology annotation, biological process: regulation of transcription by RNA polymerase II. The coding region runs from base 207 to 2471 and encodes 754 amino acids. The record is from RefSeq and is a predicted model, not a curated record. The transcript is spliced from 13 exons.
AACUGAAGUUUCCCCAGGACAGUACAUGGUGUCCGCCCGCUGGAUGACACGCAUAGGACGUACUUUAGCGGUCCAGAGUUGCCCGCUAUUUUUAUAGAGGGAAAAGAAGCGGCUAUGUUCGGCUGGAGACGCUAAACCGAUGACAGGACCGUGAACCACAUCGGAAUAUUUCAUUCAUUUCAACGGUCACUCAUAGAAGGUUACUAAUGGAGGUGGAAUGCCUGGCAUUGAAAGACCUCACAAGUCUGGAAAAAAGUUUCUCAAAGGAGCCGGAAGAAGACGGAGCUCACAGCGAACAAAAGGAAAAUGUCUGUCUGGAAAGGAGGAAACCAACAGACUCCAGCGUUCCAGUUUUCCUUGUGAACAGGAGGAGCUCCGCCUCCGAUUUUGCCCACGUCACUCCCAUCAAGUCAGCGCUCCUGGCCGAGCCGUGGUCGCCCACGGCCAACCUGAAGGUGCUCAUCAGCGCGGCCAGCCCAGACAUCAGAGACAGGGAGAUGAAGAAAGUGCUGUUCAGACCUAUAGAGAACGACAAAGACAAGGCGGAGGGCUCACAAGCUCCGCAGGAGGAUGUAGAAACAGAGGACUCUGCUCAGUGUGACGCGGCUUUUGAAGAGGAAGAUGCGGAUAAGAAGCCGAGCAGGAAGGAGAAGAGCCUGGGUUUACUUUGCCAGAAGUUCCUGGCCCUUUACCCUGAUUACCCACCAGCUCACAGCACCAUUUGGAUCUCACUGGACGAGGUCGCAACUAAUCUGGGAGUGGAGCGUCGGCGUAUCUACGACAUCGUCAACGUGCUGGAGUCUCUGAGCAUCGUUGGCCGGAACGCCAAGAAUAGCUACACCUGGUACGGCCGCCAGCGGCUGGAUGCCACGCUGCAGGAGCUGCAGCGGAGGGGCCGGGAGCAGGGUUACCACCUUCAGAUGGAUCUGCGGGCCGAGGCCAGGAGGACCGAGCACAGCCGGGAGGAAGACGGAGGGGAGGGAGACUCAGGGAACGCUGGGGGAAACAGGAAGGAUAAAUCUCUGCGCAUCAUGAGCCAGAAGUUCGUCAUGCUUUUCCUGGUGUCCAAAACUCAAACCGUAACUUUGGACGCGGCAGCAAAGGUCCUCAUCGAGGAGGGCCGGGACUCCUCGAGCCACAGCAAAUACAAAACAAAGGUACGCCGCCUGUAUGACAUCGCCAACGUGCUGACCAGCCUGGAGCUCAUCAGGAAGGUUCAUGUGAAAGAAGAGAGAGCCAGGAAGCCGGCCUUCAAGUGGCUGGGCCCUGUGAAAUUCAGCAGCCCUGGAAGUUUAGGAAGUGCUUCAGAUGGCGUUAGAAUUGACGGCGCGGUGAACGAGGACUUCAGGAAAGCAAAGAUGGCGAGUCAUUCCUCCUUUAGCAUCACACCAACGACGGUUAGCGUGCAGCGGCAGGUUAGCUCUGCACCCAGCAGCCCGCGACGCCACCUACCAGCAGGCAUCCAGAAUCAGCCUUUGGAUUACACAAGAAAGACCGUGAGCGACGGCCCGGCGUGUGGAAGCAGCAUGGACGGAUGUCUCAGCGUGCCGCUGUACACCCACCUCCCUCCGAGCAGCAGUGGCCCCCUGCCCCACCUCACCCCCUCCCCGCACUGCCUGGCCUACCUGCCCAGCCUCUCCCAGCCGUCCGUCGUCAUGCUCUACAAGGCGCCAGCGCAGCAGGAAUAUUCACCUGGAGGUCAGAGGUCAGCCAGAUUGGCUUCAGAGGAAGAGGCGAAACGGAAAAGGGAGGAAAGUGAAUGGGAAGAGGAGGCGAUGGUGCUAAAGAAAAGGAAAUCCGGUGCAGAGGAGUCUGAAAAGAUUGGAGCUCAGUCUGAAAGAGAAGCAGCAGACUUUGCUGCAUCAUUAUGCCACGCUGUCCAGCAGGGGGCCAUAGAGAGCCACUCCCAGCCGUCACACUACCUCUAUGUCCCCAACAGUGCAGGUUUGAACAACUUUAACUUCCUCAUCCCGGCCGGACAGCCACCAGCCGGCAUGUCCCUCCCCCCCGGCGGCGUCCCCACCAUGGCCCUGCCCUACGUCCUGUUGCCAUCUGUCUCCCACUACCCCCUAAUCGCCGGCAGCGUACAGCAGCAGCAGCAAACCUCUGACAAUCUGAGCUUCACCAUGUCCACUAUGAUGUCACCAGCUGCCUUUAUGGUGGGGGCGGCGCCUCGCGGAGUAACAGAGGCAUCAGAAACACACCUCCUAUCACCAGUCGCCCCCGACCAGGGCAGGCCCCUCCUGUCAGCAGGGACACCUCGUUCUCCUUCAGGACCCAGAGAGAACGUCAGUGUUUACACACCAGAACCCUCAACGCCACAUACUCCUAAGGAAACCACAUCUUCCUCUUCCAAAGCCUUCUUCCAGACGCCGGGGACUCUGGGAAGUGUAGUUAGGACGGCGCCAGCUGCUCGAAAAAGAGGCUCCGCCCAGAGGAGACUGGACAUCGGCCACGCUGCUGCUCCCUGAUGAGAAGCAGAGUUAAAAUAAGAUGAUCCUUAUUUUAAAAGAAAAAUGUUUGUUUUUAUUUUACCACUCUGAAGACGUUUCUGUUAGCAGAUCGAAUGUGCCUUGUUAAUCUCCACGACCAUUUCACCAUAAAUUCGUCAACCAGUGUUGCCAAUUUACCAGUGCCCUCUUGUGGUGAGAGCCAGUAGCUGCCAUAUAUAUAUAUAUAUAUA